CUUCAUCCCUCUCCAGAAGAGAAGAGGAAACACAGGAAGCUCCUAGUGCAGAAUCACAAUUUCUACUUCACAGAUGUGAAGUGCCCAAGAUGCUCUAAAAUCACCCCCAUGUUUAACCAUGUACAAAUGAUAGUUUUCUGUGCUGGUGGCUCUACUGUCCUCUGUCAGCCUCUAGGAGGAAAAGCAGGGCUUACAGGAGGAUGCUCCUUCAGAAGGAAACGACACUAA
Molecule: messenger RNA, 228 nt
Organism: Artibeus jamaicensis (Jamaican fruit-eating bat)
Lineage: Eukaryota; Metazoa; Chordata; Mammalia; Chiroptera; Phyllostomidae
Product: 40S ribosomal protein S27-like
Exons: 1
Biological process (GO): translation; ribosomal small subunit assembly
Cellular component (GO): ribosome; cytosolic small ribosomal subunit
Molecular function (GO): structural constituent of ribosome; RNA binding
Source: RefSeq, a predicted model, not a curated record